ACAGAACUCGACGACCUUGACCUUUCACGUUGGGCCAACUACUGUUCAAUCAUCCAGCAUUGAAUGAUUGCCACAGGAUCAACGUUCUCUACGAUAUAUGUUAAUUAAGUUGCCAAUCUUUUGGUAGCAGUGGCCUCUCCUUAAUUAAUGAUGUUUUCCAUGUUCGUUUCAUAUGCAGUAGCAGUCUUGUUGUGCUCAUCGCACUCAGUUUGCGUUCGCUAUGCUACAGAUACAAUAACAUACGACACUCCAAUUACCGACGGUGUUGAAUCAGGGACUCUUGUUUCAUCUGGAGGAAGAUUUGAACUCGGAUUCUUUAGCCCUUCACCUACAGGAACUCAAAGUGUUGGCAUAUGGUAUCACCAACUGAGUCCGAGGACAGUGGUAUGGGUUGCCAACAGAGAAUCCCCAGUUCUCAAUUCCACCAGUACUGGAAUUCUUGCACUCCAAGAUGGUAACCUCCAUGUGUUGGAUAUUACUGGAAAGAGUUACUGGUCAACGACGGCUGAAACAUCCAAGUCUUUAACGCAGACUGUGACUCUCAUGGACUCCGGGAACCUUGUUCUAAGCAGUGCCGAUGAUAAGUUGGCAGUGAAUACUCUGUGGCAGAGUUUUCAAAAUCCAACUCAUACAUUCAUUCCUGGGAUGGUAAUGAAUAAAAGCUUGGAGUUGACUUCAUGGAGAGGCGAAGGUGACCCGGCAAGCGGGAAAUUCAUCUUCAAACAAGAUCCAGUUGGAGAGAACCAGUAUGUCAUCUCAAAGUCAAAAUCAAAAUUAGAACCGAUUCUAUAUUGGAAAGGUGGAGAACGGGCAACUGAUACAUUUUACAGCUUUGAUCAAAUGCUUCCUGAGGUUACUUACUUCUUAUCAAAUUUCAGCAAGAAAUAUGCUGCUCGAAACUCUUCUUAUAAAAGCAGUGGAAUUCAUACAAGGUUGGUGAUUAAUAUUACUGGCGAGAUACAGUUUUGGACGUGGAUUGGUUCCACAAAGCAGUGGAAUUUGUAUUGGUCGGCGCCAAGAGAUAACUGCAGUGUGUUUAAUGCUUGCGGCAACUUUGGCAGCUGCAAUGAUAAUAAUAUUCCGUUUCUGUGCAAAUGUUUGCCAGGUUUCAAUCCCCAGUCUCCACAACGGUGGAAUUCUGGGGACUUUUCAGGUGGAUGCACAAGAGAGCCCGCAUUAUGUGGCGACAACAAGAAUGUAACCUUCUUGAGCUUGAAGAAGAUGAAAGUGGGAAACCCAGAUUCAGAACUCAACGUUGACAGUGAAACAGAAUGCAGGAACCGGUGCUUAAAUAGCUGCCAGUGCAAGGCUUAUUCAUAUGCUAAAUCAGAAAACUAUAGUCAACGAAUGGAUGCGCCUACUUCGUGCAGAAUAUGGGGGGGAGAUCUAAAUAAUCUUGAGGAAGAGUAUACUGAUGCGGGCCAGGACCUCUCUGUUCGUGUUGCGUUGUCUGAUUUAGAAUCAACUGUAAGAGACUGUAAGCCUUGCGGCACAACCAUCAUCCCUUAUCCCCUGAGCACAAGACUGGAUUGCGGUGACCCCAUGUACUCCCGUUUCAAGUGCAACGUCACUGAUCAGGUUAACUUUGUGGGACUGAGUAAGACCUUUCGAGUUGUUAGCAUAAACCCAAGUACACAGAGAUUUUUCAUCCAAGGCUUCCAACCCAAAAAUGUAGAAGAAUGUGAUCGUAAAAACAGAGAGGCUAAUCGGCAGAUCAAUCCAUCAUUUCCAUUUAAAGUAAUCAGUUUGUGUAAUGCUUACCUGGGUAUGUUUAGUUCUGUACUGUCAUCCGGAGGUCCUAAUGUAGUGGAGAUGGGUUGGGAGCUACCAAUGGAACCAACCUGCACAACAUCUGCAGACUGCAGGGAUUGGGCACAUUCAAUUUGCAAUCCUGCACGAGAUGGAAAGAAAAGAUGCCUGUGCAAAACCAAUUUUCGAUGGAAUGACUUGGAAUUAAGAUGUACUCAAGACCAUACGAGAAGAAAAUUGCCAUUGUCUCUGAUGAUUGUAGCGGUGCUUUUAAGUGUGAUUUUUCUGGCGUGCAUCGUCAUUUCCAUUUAUACAUGGAGAAGAAAUAUGACCAACAAACAAGAUCAAAUAAGACGAGGACAAUUUGAUAGUGAAAGACGAGUCAAGGAGUUGAUAGACACAAGCGAGUUCAAGGAAGAGGAAGGUAUAGAUGUACCUUUUUUUGAUAUGCAAACUAUACUAGACGCUACAGACAAUUUCUCAAAUGAAAACAAGCUUGGACAAGGGGGAUACGGGCCUGUUUACAAGGGAAUGUUUCUUGGAGGCCAAGAAAUCGCAGUGAAAAGGCUAUCAAGGGUUUCAGGACAAGGCUUACAAGAAUUUAGAAAUGAGGUGGUGCUGAUUGCCAAACUUCAACACCGAAACCUUGUUAGACUUAAGGGAUAUUGCAUGAAAGGAGAAGAAAAGAUCUUACUCUAUGAGUACAUGCCUAACAAAAGUUUAGACUCCUUUAUAUUCGAUCAUGCAAAAAGCAUGGUUCUCAACUGGGAGAUGCGUUUUAGCAUCAUUUUGGGAAUCGCUCGAGGGCUUCUUUAUCUUCAUCAAGAUUCUAGAUUGAGGAUCAUUCAUAGAGAUUUGAAAACGAGCAACAUUCUCCUAGAUGAGGAGAUGAACCCCAAAAUAUCUGACUUCGGUUUAGCGAGGAUUGUUGGAGGCAAGGAAACUCAGGCAAACACAAACACUGUAGUUGGAACUUAUGGUUACAUGGCUCCGGAGUAUGCAUUGGACGGAACUUUCUCAGUGAAAUCAGAUGUCUUUAGCUUUGGCGUGGUUCUUCUUGAGAUAAUCAGCGGAAAAAAGAACACAGGCUUUUACCAAUCCGAACAAACUUUCAGCCUCAUAAAUUAUGCAUGGAGACUCUGGACAGAAAACAAGGUGCUGGAUUUAAUGGACAAGACUUUGGACGAAGGUUGCAACAAAAACCAGUUUAUCCAGUGUGUCAAUGUCGGCCUCUUAUGCGUACAAGAAGAUGCAAACGAUCGGCCUGCCAUGUCAAACGUUAUCACCCUGCUUGACAAUGAAACUGCAACCUCUCCAUCUCCUAAACAACCAGGGUUUCUCACAAGGAGAGGCAAAUCCAGCACAGCUUCUUCUUCUAGUAAGCUAGAAGCUAUAUCUGAAAUAACCACCAGUAUAGUAGAAGGUAGAUAAUUAAAGGACGGUUGGUACUCUAGUUUUUUACUCUUUUUUCACGUCUCAGUUUUUUCCUUUUUUAUAUUUAACACUUAUCGCUGUAAUUAUAAAAGCAUGUAUCUAAUGUUUCUGGUCAGAAAAGUUUGAGUGUGACCUCUUGGCAGUG
This is a messenger RNA of Malus domestica (apple), 3328 nucleotides long. RefSeq names its product G-type lectin S-receptor-like serine/threonine-protein kinase At4g03230. NCBI's taxonomy places the organism in Eukaryota, Viridiplantae, Streptophyta, Magnoliopsida, Rosales, Rosaceae. Gene Ontology annotation, molecular function: protein kinase activity; ATP binding. The record is from RefSeq and is a predicted model, not a curated record. Gene Ontology annotation, biological process: protein phosphorylation; recognition of pollen.